AUGGUUUACUUGAACCAACUGGCGGAGGGGUGUGUGGGGAGCAGCGCGUGCAAUCUGAGGCUCAUGACUUCCUCUCUCCCCUGCCCUGCCACCCCGUCACAAGCCCAGCUCAUCGGUCGCACGCCCAUGGUUUAUUUGAACCAACUGGCGGAGGGGUGUGUGGGGAGCAUCGUGUGCAAGCUUGAGGGCAUGGAGCCGUGUGGAAGCAUCAAGGACCGCGUGGGGUACAGCAUGAUUGCAGAUGCGGAGGAGAAAGGGCUGAUUAAGCCAGGCAAGCCGUGUGGGAGCAUCAAGGACCGCGUGGGGUACAGCAUGAUCGCAGAUGCGGAGGAGAAAGGGCUCAUCACAUCAAGCCAGGCAAGCGUGCAAGGUGCAGCCGUGUGGGAGCAUAGCGUGCAAGGUGCAGCCGUGUGGGAGCAUAGCGUGCAAGGUGCAGCCGUGUGGGAGCAUAGCGUGCAAGGUGCAGCCGUGUGGGAGCAUAGCGUGCAAGGUGCAGCCGUGUGGGAGCAUAGCGUGCAAGGUGCAGCCGUGUGGGAGCAUAGCGUGCAAGGUGCAGCCGUGUGGGAGCAUAGCGUGCAAGGUGCAGCCGUGUGGGAGCAUAGCGUGCAAGGUGCAGCCGUGUGGGAGCAUAGCGUGCAAGGUGCAGCCGUGUGGGAGCAUAGCGUGCAAGGUGCAGCCGUGUGGGAGCAUAGCGUGCAAGGUGCAGCCGUGUGGGAGCAUAGCGUGCAAGGUGCAGCCGUGUGGGAGCAUAGCGUGCAAGGUGCAGCCGUGUGGGAGCAUAGCGUGCAAGGUGCAGCCGUGUGGGAGCAUAGCGUGCAAGGUGCAGCCAGCGUGCUGUUGGAGCCGACAUCGGGCAACACGGCCAUCGCAUUCUAUUCUUGCGUGCUGGUGGAGCCGACAUCGGGCAACACGGGAAUCAGAGAGUGUGCUGGUGGAGCCGACGUCGGGCAACACGGGCAUCGGCUUGACCUCAUGGCAGUCCCUUGUUCUCUUGUGUCCCUCUGGCCCUCUCCCUUUCCUCCCCAGAGCGUGCUGGUGGAGCCGACGUCGGGCAACACGGGCAUCGGCUUGGCGUUCAUAGCAGCGGCGAGGGGCUACAAGCUCGUCCUCACCAUGCCCGCCUCCAUGAGCCUCGAGCGCCGCGUGCUGCUCAAGGCCUUCGGGGCCGAGGUUGUCCUUACCGACCCUGAUGAGGGCAUGAGGGGAGCCAUCAUCAAGGCCAAGGAGAUCGUCAGCCACUCCAAGCACGCCUUCAUGCCUCAGCAGUUUGAGAACGAGGCCAACACCAAGAUUCACUUUGAGACGACAGGGAGGGAGAUAUGGGAGGACACGGAGGGGCGAGUUGAUGCGGUGGUGUGCGGUAUUGGCACUGGUGGCACAGCGAUGGGCGUGGGACAAUAUCUCAAGAGCAAGAAGCCGAGUGUGAAGAUGAUUGCAGUGGAGCCUGAGGAGUCAAAUAUCCUGUCAGGUGGAUACCCAGGACCGCACAUGAUCCAGGGCAUCGGAGCGGGCUUCAUUCCAAGCAUUCUGGAUGAGAGCAUGCUGGAUGAGGUCAUCGCGGUCAGCAGCGACGACUCCAUCCAGAUGGCGCGCCAGCUGGCACUCAAGGAGGGCAUGCUGGUGGGCCCAUCGUCUGGUGCGGCGGUGGUUGCUGCGAUUGAAGUUGCAAAGCGGCCCGAAUAUGCUGGGAAAAUGGUGGUGGUAUGUCUCUCCCCUAACCUGACACCCCCCCUCUUUCACUUUCCCCUUCUCUCCCCUCUUUGCCUCCCCCCACCCUCCCAGUCUCUCGUGCACACCCCAACCUCCACACCGUUCUCAACCUUCCGCGAUUCUUCACUUCCGCUUCCGCCAAUGGCAGCGCUCCGCCAUCCGCCCUGCGCCGCGCUUGCUUCCCCAUGGCUGCGCCCAGACGCGCGGCCGCUACUGCGACGACCCGCGGGCGCAGGCGGGGCGGAACGGCAUGUGCGCAAUCCGCCAACAGUUCGCGGAGUGCGGGCGGAUUCCCGCCGCGCGGAGAGUGAGGCGCGCGGGAAUUGCGCGGACUUGGCGGAGCAAGGGGGACUCGGCGUGACGAGACGAGCGCUCCUCUCGUCCUCCCUCCCCCUCUCCAUCGCCCUGCUUGCGCCCCCUGCUCUCGCGGUGCCUGCCCUCGGAGAUCCUUCAGUCACCAUUGCUGACGUCACCCGUGACGUCACGCCAGCUGGCAAGCUGCCUGCUGCUGAGGAAGCAACGGUGGCUCUGUUCGAGCGCACCACCUACUCAGUGGUGAAUAUAUUUGAUGUGACUCUGCGACCAAGCAUGAACACCACGGGGCAGGUGGAGGUGCCGGAGGGGAACGGGUCGGGCGUGGUGUGGAACAGCGACGGGUAUAUUGUUACCAAUUACCACGUGGUCGGGAGUGCACUCUCGCAAAACCCCCCUGCUGGAAGGACUAUCGCCAGAGUCACUCUGCUCGGGACAGACGGCUUUCAACGCAAUCUGGAGGGAGUGCUGGUGGGGGCGGAUCGGACCAAGGACCUUGCAGUGCUCAAGGUCUCUGCCCCUCCCAACCUCCUCCGCCCGCUCCCUCUCGGCGAUUCCUCCUCACUGCGGGUGGGGCAGCGAUCCUACGCCAUCGGCAACCCCUUUGGGUUCGACCACACGCUGACAGCAGGGGUGCUGAGCGGGGUGAAUCGCGAUAUCUACAGCGCAGCAGGCGUGGUCAUUGCAGGGGGCGUGCAGACAGACGCUGCCAUCAACCCCGGCAACAGUGGCGGCCCUCUGCUUGACUCGGCUGGAAGGCUCAUCGGAAUCAACACCGCCAUUUACACCAACACCGGCACAUCUGCCGGGGUGGGCUUUGCGAUUCCUGUAUCAGUGGUGGCGCGCGUGGUUCCCCAGAUCAUCCAGUAUGGCAAGGUCAUUCGCCCCACUCUCAACCUACAGCUGGCUGCUGAUGGCAUUGCCAGGCAGCUGGGUGUGGCAGCAGGGGCGCUGGUGCUCGGGGUGAAGUCUGGAUCAGCAGCGGCCAAGGCAGGGGUGACGGCAACCAGGAGGGGCUUUGCAGGCAACAUUGUGCUGGGAGAUGUGAUUGUAGCGAUUGAUCAGUACACUGUGAAAAUGGCUGCUGAUGUGGACAAGGCCUUGGAUGACCUGUCAGCAGGUCAAACUGUGUCGCUUCAGUUAUUGAGAAAUGGUGAGAAGGUGCUGGUGCAAUUUCCUCUUGAAGAGUCUUCAUAA
Closterium sp. NIES-65 is the source of this 3219-nucleotide messenger RNA. The record is from the annotation of a GenBank genome assembly. Lineage: Eukaryota; Viridiplantae; Streptophyta; Zygnematophyceae; Desmidiales; Closteriaceae.